CGGCGAGAUUUAUAUCGUAAUCGUGCCAAUUGGUUCUGUGGGCGAAAUUUUCCGGAGAGGAAAAAGGGAAAACGUUGACAAAUAAAGAGAUCGGUUUCUGAUUACCUCGCCGGAGCUGAAUUGCUCUUGUGUUUUGCUGAGUUUUUUUUGUUCGGAGUUUUAACGGAUAACCGAUCUCACUGUAACAAUGACAACUUCAAGGAGGCUUGCUGACAGGAAAGUGGAGAGGUUUGAGAAGAACAUAACUAAGCGAGGUGCUGUCCCAGAGACCACCGCAAAGAAGGCCAACAACUACCCUGUUGGCCCUAUCUUGCUUGGGUUUUUCAUUUUUGUUGUCAUAGGCUCAUCACUCUUCCAGAUAAUCAGGACGGCGACGAGCGGAGGUGUUGCUUAACCAUACAAUGAUGCUUGAGGCAAGGCAGAACUCAUUUUGUGGUUAUGUACCAGUUGUAUAACAACAUACCGCGCGGUUAUGUAACAACUUCACCUGUCUCUACAAAAACAUCCUAAUAAACUUUUCUUUUUUCCUUCUC
Salvia miltiorrhiza (redroot sage) is the source of this 533-nucleotide messenger RNA. RefSeq lists its product as uncharacterized. Gene Ontology annotation, cellular component: endoplasmic reticulum. Gene Ontology annotation, biological process: endoplasmic reticulum unfolded protein response. The transcript is spliced from 3 exons. NCBI's taxonomy places the organism in Eukaryota, Viridiplantae, Streptophyta, Magnoliopsida, Lamiales, Lamiaceae. The record is from RefSeq and is a predicted model, not a curated record. The coding region runs from base 188 to 394 and encodes 68 amino acids.